This is a messenger RNA of Penicillium diatomitis, 1896 nucleotides long. Its product is annotated as NupC/NupG family nucleoside CNT transporter. Gene Ontology annotation, molecular function: nucleoside transmembrane transporter activity; symporter activity. The record is from RefSeq and is a predicted model, not a curated record. Gene Ontology annotation, biological process: nucleoside transmembrane transport. The coding region runs from base 1 to 1896 and encodes 631 amino acids. Lineage: Eukaryota; Fungi; Ascomycota; Eurotiomycetes; Eurotiales; Aspergillaceae. Gene Ontology annotation, cellular component: membrane. The transcript has 3 exons.
AUGACCGAGGCCAACCGAGGAGCGGUAAAUGCGACGGAGCAGCAGGAUGUCGUGCAUCAAGAUCCGGCGUUGCAACCCGAACAUCAACAUCAGCACGCACACCACCAUCACACGGCCUUCGCCGAGGCCGGCCGAGAGAACGAGGUGGUCUACUCGAAAGAUGCAAACUUUGAGAAGUCCAUCGUGCCAGAACCAUCGCCCCUCGACCAUGGCAGUCGAAGUCUAAACAGCUCGGCAGAGAAGGACGCCGAGGCUGGAGAGACCAGCCCGGCCCCCCGUCCUUUCUACAAGCGCGUGCUGAAGCAAUGGAGACAUGCGAUGCAUGCUGCAAUUUGGAUUCUCUUCACCGGCUGGUGGAUUACCGGUCUCGUCAAGCAUCGUGACCUGGGCUGGCUGAUCCCGUUCCUGUUGUAUCUGGCCAUCACCCUGCGCUUGAUCUUCUUCUACAUUCCCAUCAGCAUCUUCACACGGCCUGUGUACUGGCUCUGGAAUAGAACGGCCACGCCAGUGGUCGCGUUCAUCCCGGAGAAGUUCCGCACCCUGGCCGGAGCUACCGUGACCCUUGCCGUCAUUCUGAUCGGUUCCUUUGUCUCGCCCGAGUCCGAGGGUAACACCCGCGCCAAUCGUGCCGUGAGCCUGUUCGGUCUCUUGGUCUUCCUGUUCGUGUUGUGGGCGACGUCGCGCAAUCGCAAGAAGAUCAUCUGGCACACCGUCAUUGUCGGAAUGUUGGUGCAGUUUAUCAUUGCACUCUUCGUGCUCCGCACCAAGGCCGGAUACGACAUCUUCAACUUCAUUUCCCUGCUGGCGCGCGAGCUGCUGGGCUUUGCCACAAGUGGUGUCAAGUUCCUCACCGCCGACAACUUUGUUGAAAUGCAACAGCCCAUCAAGCCAGGAGUGUGGUUCCUGAUCAGUGUGAUCCCUGCCAUCAUCUUCUUCGUCUCGAUUGUGCAGCUGCUCUACUACUCCAGUGUCCUGCAGUGGUUUAUCUCCAAGUUUGCCGUCUUCUUCUUCUGGUGCAUGCGCGUGUCCGGUGCCGAGGCCGUCGUCGCUGCCGCCUCGCCUUUCAUCGGACAGGGCGAGUCGGCUAUGCUGAUCCGCCCAUUCAUUGCCCAUCUUACCAUGGCCGAACUGCACCAGGUCAUGUGCUCCGGCUUCGCUACCAUCGCCGGUAGUGUGCUGAUUGCGUACAUCACCAUGGGUGUCAACCCUCAGGCCCUGGUAUCCUCCUGUGUGAUGAGUAUCCCCGCCUCGCUCGCAUGCUCCAAGUUGCGAUGGCCCGAGGAGGAGGAGAGUCUCACGGCUGGUCGUGUCGUGGUGCCGGACAAUGACGAGCACCGCGCCACCAAUGCUCUGCACGCCUUUGCCAACGGCGCUUGGCUCGGUCUCAAGAUCGCUGCCAUGAUUGGCUCGACCCUGCUCUGUAUCAUUUCUCUCAUCGCCCUGGUCAACGGUCUGCUCACAUGGUGGGGUCACUUCCUCGGAAUCAACGAUCCUGAGCUGACCCUCGAGCUUAUUCUGGGCUACCUCUGCUACCCCAUCGCCUUCUUGCUGGGUGUUUCCCGCGACGGCGAUCUUCUCAAGGUCGGCCAACUGAUUGGACUCAAGCUGGUCUCGAACGAGUUCGUUGCCUACAACGCCCUCCAAAACACCGCCGAGUAUGCCGAUCUAUCUGAUCGCUCCCGUCUGAUCGCCACCUACGCGCUCUGCGGUUUCGCCAACAUCGGCUCUCUGGGUAACCAGAUCGGUGUCCUAUCUCAAAUCUCGCCCGGCCGCAGUGGCGAUGUCUCCCGUGUUGCCGUCAGUGCCAUGCUGACGGGUGCCAUCAGUACCUUUACCAGUGCCACUAUUGCCGGUCUGCUCAUCACGAAUGAGAAGCAGUACUUCUCUACCUCAUAA